Microdochium trichocladiopsis is the source of this 5430-nucleotide messenger RNA. RefSeq lists its product as uncharacterized. Bases 1 to 5430 code for a protein of 1809 amino acids. Gene Ontology annotation, biological process: rRNA processing. Gene Ontology annotation, cellular component: nucleolus; small-subunit processome. The transcript is spliced from 3 exons. NCBI's taxonomy places the organism in Eukaryota, Fungi, Ascomycota, Sordariomycetes, Xylariales, Microdochiaceae. The record is from RefSeq and is a predicted model, not a curated record. Gene Ontology annotation, molecular function: RNA binding; protein binding.
AUGAGCUCCCUCAAGAGAAAGGACGCUCCUGGCGUUCAGCCUUCACCCAAGAGAGGCAAGACAGGAGCAGCCUCGACACCCUCGAAGCAACCAAACAAGGCCGGAAAACCAUCCAAGGUCUCCGACGCCAAAUCGCCAAAGGACGCCCGGGCUAAAUCGCAAGACAAUGCCUCGACAAAAGCUGCACCCAAGACCGCCGUCAGCCGUCUCAAGGAGGAGGAGCCGCUUUUCCCGCGUGGAGGUGGAAGUAUCCUCUCGCCACUCGAACAGAAACAGAUUUCCGUUCAGGCCAAGCAGGACGUUUUGUUCGAGCAGGCCUCUGGCCAGGGCACGAAGAAGACAGGCAAGGCCGCCAAGAAGGGAAAGAAAAAUGGCAAGGACACCAAAGGCGGCAAGAAGGCAGAUGCGGCCACUGGCGGAGAAGCUGGAAUCCGGAUCGAGAGUCUCAACUACAAGCGCCUCGUCAAAGGAUCCCUCGUUCUUGCACAGAUUACAGACAUCAGCCCUUUGGAAUUGACUCUCGCGCUGCCAAACAACCUCAGCGGCAGUGUUCCUGUCACAGCCAUUUCCGACACUCUCAAUGAUCGGAUAGCAGCCGAGGCCGAAGGCGACGACGACAAUGACACCGAAACUCAGGACGGCGAUCAAGACGAUGGUGUCGACCUUACUAGCAUGUACAGCGUUGGACAAUACGUGCGAGCCUACGUGGCCUCGACUGUGGAAGAGACGACAGCCACCUCCAACAAGCCGCGGAAGCAUAUUCUAUUGUCGCUGCGCCCCGAGCACACCAAUGCCGGCCUGUCCAGCUCAGAUGUUGUCGCGAACACUACUGUCAUGGCCACCGUUAUGAGUGCCGAGGACCAUGGUUUUGUCAUGGAACUUGGUUUGGACGACUCGAGCCUACGGGGCUUCUUGCCGCGCAAGGAGCUAGACAGCAGGAUUCCAGAAGCGCGAAUGCAGCCGGGCAACGUUCUCCUUUGCUUGGUGACCAAGAUCGCCAACGGCAAGGUGGCUCAAUUGACCACAGCGGCGAACAAGCUUGGCAAGAUUCAGAACCACGCUGCCGAAGCGACCACCAUUAAUGCUUUCCUUCCUGGAUCGGCGGUCGAGUUGAUGGUGUCCGAGGUUGUUCCUCGUGGCAUCGCUGGAAAGGUCAUGGGCUCUCUGGACGUGACGUGCGACCUGUUGCACUCUGGUCUCGGUCCCCAAGCCGUCGACCUUGAGGCAAAGUUCAAGAUUGGGAAGAAGAUCAAGGCCAGGAUUAUCUGUAACUUUCCUAAUGCAAAGGAGCCCAAGCUAGGCAUCUCGCUCCUCGACCACGUCAUGACCAUGCAGCCAUUGACGACCACUUCGAAGAAGUCACCGACUGAGGUCCUGCCACUCUCCUCCAGGGUUGAGAAGUGCACAGUCACUAAAGUCGAGCCCGAAAUUGGUCUCUUUGUUGAUAUCGGCAUCCCUGGCCUGAGCGGUUUUGUCCAUAUCUCCCGAGUCAAAGACGGCAAGGUCGACAUGCUCUCCGCUACCACGGGUCCUUUCAAGACUGGUUCUGAACACGAAGGCCGUGUGGUUGGAUACAACGCCCUGGACGGCUUGUUCCAGCUCUCUUUCGAAAAGACGGUCUUAGAGCAGCCAUUCCUCCGCAUUGAGGAUGUUCCUGUUGGCGAAGUUGUUCACGGCCAGAUCGAGAAGCUCUCGAUCAACCAGGACGGUGUGGGUGGCCUGCUGGUCAAGCUCGCGGACGGCGUCAGUGGAUUUGUCCCUGAAGCUCACAUGGCCGAUGUGCGCCUUCAACACCCGGAGAAGAAGUUCCACCCGGGUCUGAAGGUGAAGGCGCGGGUGCUCUCCACUGAUAGCGUCAAGCGUCAGGUGCGAUUGACACUGAAGAAGACCUUGGUCAACUCUGACGCGCCUAUACUCAAGUCUUUCGAUGACGUGGUGGUCGGCAUGCAGACUCCUGGUACAAUCAUCAGUGUUCUGCAGAAUGGUGCUAUUGUCCAGUUCUACGGUGGUCUUAAAGGCUUUCUUCCCGUCUCUGAGAUGAGUGAAGCCUACAUCCGGGAUCCCAAGGAGCACUUCCGCGUUGGACAGGUCGUCAACAUUCACGUCCUCAAUUUCGAUGCCGACACAAGCAAGCUCAUUGUGUCGUGCAAGGACCCCUCUGCUUUUGGUCUCGACAAGCAGAAGGCGCUCAAGCAGCUUUCUGUUGGCGAUAUCGUCUCUGGCAAGGUCGUGCAGAAGACGGAAGAUGAUGUCUUUGUUGAGCUAGGGGAUGCUGGACUCAAGGCGAUGUUAUCUGUGUACCACUUGGCCGACCGUCCUUCCAAAGGAAAGUCCGCCAUCAAGACCAUCCGUGUCGGUCAGACCUUGUCCGAACUAGUCAUUUUGGACAAGAAUGAGGGCCGUCGUUACAUUGCCGUUUCCAGGAAACCAAGUCUCCUCCAAGCCUGCAAGGACGGACAGGCUCUCAAGUCCCUCGACGAUGCCAAGCCUGGUGCAGUCCGGCAGGGCUAUAUCAAGAACAUCACAGUGACUGCCGUCUUCGUCCAGUUCUUUGGCCAGCUCGUCGCUCUUCUCCCGAAGUCCAAGAUUGCUCCAGAAGACCAGAAGAAGACAGAUUUUGGGCUGCAGAAGCACCAGUCCAUCGAAGUCAUCAUCAGCUCGGUUGACAAGGACCUCGGCCGUAUCUUUGUGGCACCGGUAUCUUCGCCUCAAACUGAUGCCAAGCCCGUGGCUAAGAAGGCCGAUGCGACAACUGCACCAAAGGCCGAGAACCCUGUGGAUACCAGUGUUUCAUCUCUGGACGAUGUCGUCGUUGGCCAGGUGCUCAAGGCGAGGAUCGCCUCGAUCAAGAGCACUCAGUUGAAUAUGCGUCUGGCCGACAAUAUCCAAGGACGUGUCGACGUAUCUCAGGUCUUUGACUCCUGGAAGGAUAUUGACAACCCCAAGUCGCCCCUCAGCAAAUUCAAGGUCGACCAAGUUAUCCAGGUCCGGGUGUUGGGCGUCCACGAUGCUCGCAACCACAGAUUCCUCCCCAUCAGUCACCGUUCUUCACACAUGGUCUUUGAACUAUCAGCCAAGCCAAGCGAUGUUAACGGAGCAGAAUCACCAAUGGUGACCAUGUCCGACCUGAAGGUUGAUUCUGAACAGCUGGCCUUCGUGAAUAACAUCCAGCAACGAGCGCUCUGGGUCAGCUUGUCACCUAACGUGCGAGGCCGCAUCGCCUUCACCGAGAUAUCUGAUGAUGUAUCACAGCUGGAAAAUCUUUCUGCUAGUUUCCCCCUAGGUUCUGCUGUCCGGACACGCGUGGUCGCCGUAAAUCCGAGCGAGGGCCACCUCGACUUGACUGCUCGCUCUAGCAACUCAUCGCCAACUCUGACCUGGGACACUAUUAAGCAGAAUAUGGUGCUACCGGGCCGAGUAACCAAGGUCAACGAGCGCCAGGUCAUGGUGCAGCUCAGCGAGACUGUGUCUGGUCCCGUCCACCUCGCCGACCUGAGCGAUGACUUCGAGACCGCCAACACAACCACACACACAAAGAACUCCAUCAUCCGUGUGUCUGUUGUCAGCAUUGACAAGAGCAAUAAGAAGAUCCGCCUGUCAUCACGGCCAUCAAGAGUCUUGAACUCUGCACUUCCAGUCAAGGACUGCGAGGUUUCGAGCUUGUCACAAAUCAGCGCCGGCGACAUUGUCCGCGGCUUUGUCAAGAAUGUAGCGGACAAGGGUCUGUUUGUGGGUCUUGGCGGCGACGUCACGGCCAUGGUUCGCAUUUCUGAUCUAUCUGAUAAGUUCUUGAAGGAGUGGAAGGACCACUUCCAGGUCGAUCAGCUCGUGAAGGGCCGCGUCACGUCCGUUGACCCGGCCACUGGCUUCAUCCGCAUGAGUCUGAAGUCCUCCGUCGUAGACAAGGACUUCAAACCCCUGAUCAACUUCCACGAGCUCCGCGAGGGCCAGAUUGUCACAGGCACUGUCCGCAAGGUUGAAGAUUUUGGCGCUUUCAUCCUCAUUGACGGCUCUGCCAACAUCAGCGGCCUGUGCCAUCGGAGUGAGAUGGCUGAGAAGCCGGUUGAGGAUGCCACCAAGCUGUUUGCUGAGGGUGAUGCUGUCAAGGCCAUCAUCCUGAAGCUGGACAAGCAAAAGAAGCACAUCAACUUUGGACUCAAGCCUUCAUACUUUGAGGACGAGGAUAGCGAAAUGAGCGAAGAUGACGACGAGGACGCGGGUGCUGCACUGCUCGGCAGUGACGAUGAGGAUGAGGACGAGGGCUCUGAAGAGGAGGAUAGCGAUGACGACAGUGACAUGGUCGAAUUCACUGGCCUCGGCGGUGACGACUCAGACUCUGAAGAGGACGAGGACGAGGACGAGGAUGUCAUCAUGGCCAACGGUCAAGCCAAAGCUGUGGAAGCCCUGGAUGCUGGCGGCUUCGACUGGUCUGGCAACGCGCUUGACGAUGUCGACAUGGAAGACGCCGAGACCACUGGCGAUGGCGCCUCCGCACAAGACAGGAAGAAGAAGAAGAAGCGGAAGGCCACAAUCGAGGUCGACAAGAGUGGCGACCUGGACGCCUUUGGUCCGCGUACGGCCGUCGACUACGAGCAGUUGCUGAACCGACAGCCCAACUCUUCGGCGCUGUGGAUCGAAUACAUGGCGUUGCAGAUGCAGGUCAGCGAGAUCGCCAAGGCCCGCGAGGUCGCCGAGCGCGCCGUCAAAACAAUCAACAGCGCCGAGGAGACGGAGAAGCUCAACGCCUGGAUUGCCCACCUCAAUUUGGAGGUUCGCUUCGGCACCGACGAGACGGUCGAGGACGUCUUCACGCGCGCUGGCCAGGUCAACGACCAGCAGGAGGUGUACCAGCGGCUCGCGAGCAUCUACAUCCAAGAGGAGAAGAACGAGAAAGCCGACGAGCUCUUCCAAGCCCUGGUCAAGAAGUUCGGCGCCAGCUCGCCCGACGUCUGGAUCAAUUACGCGCACUGGCUGCACUCGUCACGCAACGAGCCCGAGAAGGCGCGCGCCCUUCUGCCCCGGGCGACCAAGGCCCUGCCCAACCACGCCCGGUUCCCGCUCAUGACCAAGUUCGCCACGCUCGAGUACACCUCGGCGCACCGGAACCCGGAGCUUGGGCGAACCAUGUUUGAGGGCUUGCUCGCCACCUUCCCUAAGCGCUUCGACUUGUGGAACCAGCUCCUGGACCACGAGGAUGUGCCCGGAGCAGACAAGGCCGUCGUCCGCGACAUCUUUGACCGGGCCACCCGGAUCAAGGGCCUCAAGCCCCGCGCCGCGAAGAAGUGGUUCAAGCGCUGGGCCGACUGGGAGGAGAAGAAUGGCGAUGCCAAGAGCAGAGAGAAGGUCAGCGCCAAGGCGGCCGAGUGGGUCAAGACGAGAGCUGCUGCUGCCGCUGCUGCUGGCGACGCGGAGGCGGAGGACGAUGAGUAA